Messenger RNA from Calidris pugnax (ruff), 3239 nucleotides. RefSeq names its product signal-induced proliferation-associated 1-like protein 3. The transcript has 9 exons. Gene Ontology annotation, molecular function: protein binding; GTPase activator activity. Gene Ontology annotation, biological process: activation of GTPase activity; epithelial cell morphogenesis; regulation of small GTPase mediated signal transduction. The annotation marks the transcript as partial. NCBI's taxonomy places the organism in Eukaryota, Metazoa, Chordata, Aves, Charadriiformes, Scolopacidae. Gene Ontology annotation, cellular component: plasma membrane; cytoplasm; Golgi apparatus. The record is from RefSeq and is a predicted model, not a curated record.
GCCUGUUUUUCCCUUUCAGUCCAGAUUUUGGAGGUUUUUUCCUCAAAUUGGGAAGCGGGGGCCACUGGAGGAGCUUGGCCCCCCCCUGACGUGUCCGUCCCCCCCCCUCGGAUGGCCCGGCCGCCGUGCCACCCCCCAGCGUGACCCACCACCACCACCCGAGGACAACCAUGUGGCACCACCGUGGCCUUCACGGUGUCCUGCUGGCCACCCGCCGGCCGGUGCCAACCCAAGCCACCCCGGUGACCCGGCGCCGGUGGCAAUGAGCGGCCUCGUCCCCGGACCAUGAGCUCCCACCGCCCUCCCCGGCACGACGGCUCCGAUGCCGAGGGUGGCCCCACGGUGGCUUUUUGGCACCAAAAUGGCACGGUGGUGGCCACCACCACCACCAUCUCCUCCUCUUCCACCACCACCACCACGGGAGGUGACACCCCUCGCCCGGGCCUCGUCACCCCCGCUGUGCCUAAAAUGGGGGUGCGCGCUCGCAUCGCCGAUUGGCCCCCCAAAAGAGAUGUCACCAAGGACCCCCCGACGUUCCGGGAUGGCAACCGGGAACCCACCUCUUGGCGAAGUUCUCCUGGUGGCCACCAAGCUUUGGGUGGAGUUUCGGGCUUCAAGGCUCUUCACCGGUUGGCUCGUCGCCGUUCCAAGGAAGUGGAAUUCCAAGAAGAAGGUUGGAGUCGUGGUUCUCCGGCCAAGGCCUUGGCGCCGUUACGGCACCGCAGCAGCAGCGAGGUCACCUUGAGCGAGUGCGAUCCCGAAGAAGGUGCCGAAUCCCGAGGGAAUCCAGGUCUUUUCCGGGAAUACGGCAGCACCUCUUCCAUCGACGUCCAAGGCAUCUCCGAGCAGAGCUUUUUCCAAAUGCUCAACGAAUUCCGUAAUGGAAAAACCCAACCCAAGUUGGAAAACGCCGGAGAUGGCGCCUUCCCACCGGGAUCUUCUCCCGAAGGGUUGAAAACGGGUGGAAAGAAGGAGGAACCUUCAACUCAACCCAAGGAGAAACCUCGCCGGAGAUGUCCCAAGGGAGAAGAAUCCAUCUUCAAGAAACUCCGGAGCGGCCGAAACGAGGGAGAAACGGGCAAAGAAGCGGAAGAACCGCGAGGGACGGGGACGACCCCCCCGGAACCGGGCAAACCUUGGAUGUGUCCCAAGAGUUUUGCCCACUACGACGUCCAGAGCAUGCUCUUCGACCUUGGGGUGGUGGCCACCAAGCGAGCGGUGGUGGCCCAACGGCGAAACACCACCACGGGGGCUUCGGCGGCUUCGGCUCCCGCUUUUCGAAGCACCGGGGGGGGUGUCCCGGGGGGGUCGGACUCUUCGUUUUCCAACAUCGAAGACCUCAAUCGGAAGGAAAAUUUGGAAAGAGACCUCGGAGAUGCCACCAGCAACGAGCUCCUCUUGAGUUGUCCCCAUUUUCGGAACGAGAUCGGGGGCAGCGUGGAACGUAACGUCAGCUUCUCCAAAGCUUCGGCGGGUUCUCCUGGGGUGACCGGGAAGGAAAUCGGGGGGGGUUCUUCUUCAUCAUCAUCAUCAUCAUCGUUAAAAGAACCUCCCCUUCCUCUACGUCCCACCAACGCCGGCGUCUCCGUCCUGGAGGUCCCCAAGGAGCUGCAGAGGAACCUCAACCGCCUCAAGCACCACAGCGUGGAGCACGUGGACCUCGGCGCCCGCUACUACCGGGACCAUUUCCACGGAAAAGCCACCAAGGCCGGGACGGGGCGGGGGCUGCCCCUGAGGGACGCCCUGGAGUACGUGGUCCCCGAGCUCAACAUCCACUGCCUGCGCCUGGCCCUCAGCACCCCAAAGGUCACCGAGCAGCUCCUCAAGCUGGACGAGCAAGGGGGGGUCCCCAACAUCCCUAGAGGGGUCCCCAAAGUCCCCAGGAGGGUUCCCAACGCCGACUCCACCGGCACCCACUCCCUCUACACCACCUACCAGGACUACGAGAUCAUGUUCCACGUCUCCACCAUGCUGCCCUACACCCCCAACAACCCACAGCAGCUGCUGAGGAAGAGGCACAUCGGGAACGACAUCGUCACCAUCAUCUUCCAAGAACCCGGAGCUUUGCCCUUCACCCCCCAGAACAUCAGGUCCCACUUCCAGCACGUCUUCAUCAUCGUCCGCGCCCACAACCCCUGCACCGACAACGUCUGCUACAGUGUGGCCGUCACCAGGUCCAAGGACGUCCCUCCUUUUGGUCCCCCCAUCCCCAACGGCGUCACCUUCCGCAAAUCCGACGUCUUCCGAGAUUUCUUGCUGGCCAAGGUCAUCAACGCGGAGAACGCCGCCCACAAAUCCGACAAAUUCCACACCAUGGCCACCCGCACCCGCCAGGAGUAUCUCAAGGACUUGGCCGAAAACUACGUCACCAACACCCCCAUCGACUCCACCGGGAAGUUCAACCUCAUCUCCUUGGCUUCCAAGAAGAAGGAGAAGACCAAAGCCCGGGUCGGGGCGGAACAACACAGCGCGGGGGCCAUCGCUUGGCGCGUCUCCGCUCAGGAUUUCGCCCGGGGAGCCGAGAUCUCUUGCAUUUUGGGCAUCUCCAACGAGUUCUUGGUCCUCUUGGACUUGGGAGCCAAGGAGGUGGUCUUCAACUGCUUCUGCGGGGACGUCAUCGGCUGGACCGCCGACGCUUCCACCCUCAAGAUCUUCUACGGUCGAGGAGACCACAUCUUCAUCCGGGCGGCCGAGGGUGGCCCCGAGGACAUCAAGGAGAUCGUGCAGAGGUUGAAGGUGGUGACGGAGGGCUGCGAGACGGUGGACAUGACCUUGAGGAGGAACGGGCUGGGCCAGCUGGGCUUCCACGUGAAGUACGACGGGACGGUGGCCGAGGUGGAGGACUACGGCUUCGCCUGGCAGGCGGGGCUGCGGCAGGGCAGCCGCCUGGUGGAGAUCUGCAAGGUGGCCGUGGUCACCCUCAGCCACGACCAGAUGAUCGACCUCCUGCGCACCUCCGUCACCGUCAAGGUGGUCAUCAUCCCCCCCCACGAGGACGGCGCCCCUCGCAGGGGCUGGGCGGAGUCCGUGGAGCCGAGCAGCGUGGGGGAGCCCAAGGGGGGGGACGGGGAGAGCUUGCCCUCGGGCUACCGCCCCCCCUACCGCAGUAGCCCCGGCUGGCAGUGGAGCGGCCCCGCCUCCCACAACAACCCCCCCCCCGGGCACGGGCCAGCACUGGGGCGGGGGGGCAACAAGCCCAGCGUGGCCUACAGGGAGCCACAGGCGCUGCACGGCAAGAG